Emiliania huxleyi CCMP1516 is the source of this 369-nucleotide messenger RNA. RefSeq lists its product as hypothetical. Gene Ontology annotation, biological process: protein ubiquitination. The record is from RefSeq and is a predicted model, not a curated record. The transcript has 2 exons. Lineage: Eukaryota; Haptophyta; Isochrysidales; Noelaerhabdaceae. The coding region runs from base 1 to 369 and encodes 122 amino acids. Gene Ontology annotation, molecular function: ubiquitin-protein transferase activity.
AUGAGGGUCGCGGAUGAGGCAACGCUGGCGGCGGAGGAGGAGGAGGAGUUGGCGGCGGCGCUCGAGGAGAGCGCGAGGCUGGAGGAGGGGAGGCGGGCGGCGGUGGAGAAGCCGCCAGAGCCGCCGGGGGAGAAGGAGCCGCCGACCGACUUCGUCUGCCCUAUCACGACCGAGAUCAUGAGCGACCCGGUGAUGGCGGCCGAUGGGCACGCGUAUGAGCGGUAUGCGAUCGAGCGCUGGCUCGCGACCAAGUCGACCAGCCCGAUGACGGGCGAAGAGCUUGGCAACACAGGUCUCUUCCCCAGUCACAUUCUGCGCAGGAUGAUUCGAGAGUGGCAGCGGGCGCAGCCUCCAGGUCAGGUUGAAUGA